Molecule: messenger RNA, 579 nt
Organism: Acaulospora morrowiae
Lineage: Eukaryota; Fungi; Glomeromycota; Glomeromycetes; Diversisporales; Acaulosporaceae
Source: the annotation of a GenBank genome assembly
AUGGCUAGUACACAACCAAAGGAUACGUAUAAAGAAAAUGUCAUCAAUUAUAUGAGUGAACGCGAAAAUACGCGUCCCAUAUCACUUUUGGAAUUGCAAAAUCAAUUUGGAGAAGAAUGCCGCGCUGUUUUACAAGAGCUUAUUGCAGACAACAUAAUAAUGGAACGGAAGUUCGAUAUUUGCGAUUCAAUCUCGGACACAAUAACAUUAUAUUUUUUCAAAACUUUGAAGCGUCCGGAAAUUACCGUCAAUUCACCAUUAACACGUAAGCGGAAAUUAUCGCAAGAAACAAGCACCCAUCCCGAAUCCAACAUAAUUUCCGAAAAAGAAACUCUGACAAAUAAGAUCCACUCACUUCAAGCACAAUUGGAUAAAUUGCGUCAGGAAGAGGCAUCUUUAAAAGAUCAAUUAAAGGGUGAUGUAGAUAUUAAAAAGACAUUGGACGAUCAUUACAACCGUUUGCAUGAAUAUAAUGGUAUCAAAGAUAUUGGUCAAAUGUUAUUCGGAAAGUGUGCUGAAAUCGAAGGCACAACGACGAAAGAAAUGUACAGGCGAUUUGGAGUUGGAUUCGAUGAUUGA